ACAGAGUUUGUUGUGCCAGGAAGCCCGUGGACAUGGUGCCGGGGGGGCUGAGGCAGUGUUUAUGCAGGCCGGAUCCAGAGCUCAGCACCGCAACAAGUAGUGAGAGCCCAGCGCUGGCUGGGGUGCAGGAGGGUCCCCGGAGCACAGCGGGUGGGUGGGGGACACCCCCUCUACUUGCUGUACCCCCUGGGAUGGAAAUCCCCCGCCUUGCUCUGUGGGGCAGGCAGAGGCUGGGUGCCCUCGAUGUGCUCGGGGAAGGGGGAGCAUUUCGGAAACAUCCUGGGUGCCAAAACAGCCGUUGUUGACGUGAUGGCCGGGCACCUGCUGUCCAUCUCCUGCUGGGGGAUCCUGGAGCUGGGGGGAAAUGGGGGAGCUAAAGUGCACCCCACCACUGCCAACAGCCUCGCUUGCAGGGUCUGGAGGGUGCGAUACAGGCCUGGAGGGGCCCUUGAGCCGCCCCGACUUGAAGCAAGGGGAGCCUGAAAUGCUGGUGGCCCCCCUGAGCCCAUCCUUUGGCCCCACACCGGGUAACCGGCAGAGACCUCCCAGCCCCUCCUGCUGCAGUGACCCCCCCUCCCCACCGCCAGCCCCCUGCCCAGGGGGUUCUCUUUCUGCCCGCUGCCGGCAGCGAUGCUCCAUGCCCGCUCCCCUCCCUGCCUGAGACAGACGGUGUCACUUCGAUGCUGAGACCAACCUGCUUAAUGUGGUGAAAGUCUAAACGUGUUAAAGCCGCUUGGUUUGCCACGGCCAUUCCCGGGCUCACUCCCCCCACUGGCCUCGGGGCCGCUCGGCAGAAAACUGGCACCGAUGGGGCGACACGUUCCCAGAAUCAGCCCAGGGGGUGGCGGGGAUGUUGGGGCCCCCAGAUAGCUGUUUGUCACCUUUGAACAUUCGAGUCCUACCGGAACAUGCUGAAAUUCACCCCAUCACGUCCCUCCUCUCUUUCCCCAGCUGCUGUGGUGGGUGUUGGGGCAAAGCCCACCCCUGCAGCAUCGGGGCCGCUCAGGAUCUGGUGCUGAGGGUCUGGAAACUGGGGUGUCCCCAAGAUCCCAUCCUCUCUGCCCUGCGGCUCAUCUGGGCUCUACCGCCAACUCCCAGCAUGAAGACGGGCAAUUUUUGGGGUUCUUUUUCUAGUCCCAUCCCCGCCGUGAUGGCUCUGCAGUGGGGCUGGGGUGUGGGGGGGAUGUGCUCUCUGCUGGGGGGCUCAUGGCAGACCCAAACCAUGGAGAAGUCAAACUUGGAGCCACAAAACAUCCGUUUCCCCCGGCUCUGGGCUGCUUUUGCAAAAAUCUACGUGCAGGGCCGGGCUGCAGCGCUGCUGAGACACAGGAAAAACCCAAAGCAGGGGGUGUGUGCCCCAAAACAGGCACCCAUCGGGCUGGGGGGCUCUGGGACAGGGGACAUGUCCCAUCCCACUGGUGUGGGUGCCCCAUCUUGCCUGGUGGCACUGGCGCCUCCUUGUCUGUGUCCCUGGGAUGCAUCCCCAUGGAGAGGAGCUGAGGUUGGGUGGGACAUGAUGGCACUGGGGUGAACCUGGUCGGGUAGUGGGAUUAACACCCCCGGCACCUUCUCUGCCCCUCUGACACACCAUCCCAUGCCGCCUCGUGCCAUCCCAUACCAUCCCCCACCCACUCCUACCCUGCAAAACUGAUUUCCUGCCGGUUUCCCACGCAGGUCCCCAUCCUUCGUCCAUCCCCUGCGGCUCUCGGGCUCAGCCAGGGCAGGAUUCCUGUGGAAACCCCCAAGGACUCGCCAUGGCCCUGGCUGCGAAGGGCCCGGGGAAUUCCUGCCCCGUGGCUUUCUGCUGCGAAGCCAGGGCUGGCUUUGCCUUUCAGGGGCACUCGGUGCACUUGGGGGUACAAGGACCGGCUUUGCAUUUGGGGACACAAGGGCUAGUGUUGCCUUUGUGGGGGACGCUGGGGAGACAAGGAUUGGUUUUGAAUUUGGCUAACAUGAGGGUUGGCUUUGGCUUGAUGGUGCAGUGGGUGGCCCUGCAUUUGGGGGAGCACAAGGGCUUGCUCUGCCCUUUUGAGGGGACUUGGGGAUGGUUUGGCUGGGCUGCGGUGACAAGAGGGGACCCAGUGCCACAGCACUGUGCCGCCAUGUAGCUGUGCCAUGUGCCUAUGCUGUGCCAAGCAGCCGCGCCAUGCAACCAUGCAGCUCUGUGACACAGCUGCGCAGCACCACGCCACUGUGCCAUGCUGUGCCAUGCAGCCAUGCAGUGUCACCAUGCCACACCGAGCAGCCGUGCCGUACAGCUGUGCCAUGCAGCUGUGCUGUGGGGGCAGGGGACGGGUGGAGCGCAACGGGGGCUGCGCCGAUCUCCCACGGGCCGCGGUUCUAGUGGCCGAUGCAACUGGGUUGCACUGGGUUGUACUGGGAGAGGAGGCGGCUCAGGAAGCUGGCAGCCCCCCCGCUGCGGUGCUGGGGUGCGGGGACGGUACAGGGCAAGUGGGGCUCCCCUUGCUGGGGGGGUUUGUGCUCCUGGGCUCCAUAUUUCCCCUCCACCUGGGUUCAUCCUGACCCUCUGCUCCCUCUGUUCCCUUGACCCCAGGGUUCCACAUCACCCAGUGUCCUCUUGACACCCGUGUCCCCUGGACAUGCCGGUGUGUCCCCAGUGCCCUGUGUCCCCUGGUUCACCUGCCCCAUGGUCAUGCAACCCAUUUUGCCCCAAGCCCCCUGAGUCAAGGGGUUCACACAGGGACAAACCUCAGGGCAAGAGCUGGGGGCCGCUUCCAGAGCUCCAGAAACAAAUGUGCAAAGCGGGGGACACUAGAGGUGUGGGUGAGUUGGUUGGGACAUCCUGCCCCCCACCAUGGCACCUCCCAAACCGCAGGGGCCAAACCCAAGGGAACUGAGUCCUGCCUGAGCAGCGGCCCCAGGAGCUCCAGCACCGGGGGGUUUAAAAAUAAACAUGAAGCGUGCAGGGUUUCGGGUCGUACCCCCCGCCCUGCCGUGCCCCGGCCGAGCCCUGCGGUUUGCACCGCGGCAGCAUGUGAGCUGCGGCUCUUUCUCUGCUCCGCCAGCAGCUCGAGGCUCAGGGAGCCGGUGGUGUCGGAGCAAGCAAGGUGCAAAAAAAAACCCCAAAAAGCAACAAAAAAAAACCCAGAAAAAGCUGUUUUCUUCCUCUUUGCUCCUUGCAGCAGCUCAGGGCUGGUGCAGCACCCAGCCUGGCUGCUCGCCCUGGUUCACCGCUGUGCUGGGAGCCAGUGUGGGUGAGGGUUUUGGCACCUGGGGGGGCUCGGGGGCAGCGCAGCCCCUUGCUGCUGCCCUUUGAUGUGGCUGCAGUUUGUACCGGUGGCAGGAACUGCCGUGGCCCUCGGCACGGCCACGUCUCGCACGCUCUGGCAGGGAUGUGACCCUCGGGGGCCGCUUGCUUUUGGCACACGAGUGGUGUGACGGGUUUUGGGUGGUCCCCGGGGUACUGUGGUGCUCGGGGUACGCUCGGUGUUGCUGUCCAUCCGUCCCCGGGGAGCACACGUGCGGCUCCUCGCCGUGAGCUCUGCUUUCUUUUUCUUUUCCCCGCUCUCUCGCAAAGGCAAUUUUGAGUCAGUGCGGGCUGUGCGUGCUCUUUCCACUGCUCCUCGGCCCUGGUGCUGCGGCCGAUUCCCCAUCUCCUGCCCCACACCCAGGGCUGUGCGUCCCCAGCCCCUCACCGUGCUUUGCACCUGCGGCUGGUGCUCAGGGCAGGAUGGUGGCCGCGGGGGCUCCGCCGGUCCCUGCUGCAGCAGCCCCCUUGCUGCAUCUUUGUCAUGAGCUCACUGGUCUCUGCAGGGCAGCUCCGGGGGGCAGCCCCAUAUCCCGGCCCAAAACCAGACCCACACCUUCCCUUCUGCCAGGGGGGGAGGAGGAAACCCCCCCAGCCCCAUGUGGGACCCCUCAUCCAGGUGAGGUUUGCCAGGGACCUUUUGGAGAAGCCCCAGCACCUGUUUUACAAGAAAUGCUGGUGCUUCGAGGAAAUGGGGAAGGGGGGUGAAACCAGCGCCUCUCCCUGCUGCCAGCCGCCCCCCACCCUCGCCCACCUGGUACCGGCACACGGGAAGCGGCGCAGCCCAGGGGAGGGAGGGGACCGGGGGUGUGUGGCAUCUCAGCACCCCCAGCCCUCCUUUCGGGGGUGGUCAGGAUGAGUCCUCCAUUGCCACACAUGUAUCGCACCCAGGCAGAGCUGAGAGGGAGAUGGGCACCCCCUGUGCCCCUCAUGUCAGUCUGCAUGGGGGUUCCGUCCUGCUCCCUGAUGAUGGCUCGUUAGUGUGGGUGAUGCUAAUGGGGUGGCCAGGUGGUGGGGAUGGGGCUGCUGAGGCAGGUUUCCAAAAUCCAGAACUUAGCGGGUACCAAAAUGCUGUAGUCAAAGAGCUGAGCUCUGCUGGGGGUCUGAACUGGCCACCCCGGCUGUAAUCCCAGUCUGGCUACUGGGACUACUGGGGCUGGUGAUGGAAAAGCAGGGACUGAACUCUGAGGGGGAGGAGGGUCUGAUCUCCCAACCCUUGGCUGGGAUUUGGGGUCCACCCUGGGUGGGGGGGGCAGUGGGGAGCAGCCCUCGGGGGGGGUGGCAGCUGCAGCCCCAGGGUCCCCCCCGGCUGUCCCAUCCUGUCCCCUUCCUGCCCUUGGCGCAGGCUGGCACCCAGCCCGAAAUAGCAGUGGUGUUGGUUUCCGAUCCGGAAGGUGCUCGAGGAGAGGGAGGAAGAUGCCGGGGGGGGGAAUCAGCCCCGAGAGCAUCCCCCAGCUGCCGGGGUCAGUCACCUCCUCACGGGCACCCCGCCGGGCACUGGAGAGGCGCAUGUUCCCAUUCCUCAGCUUCAGCCUCUCGGGGCUCAACCCCGUGGCGCACUACAGCGUCUGCGUGGAUGUGGUGCUGGUGGACCAGCACCACUGGCGCUACCAGGGCGGCAAGUGGGUGCAGUGCGGCAAAGCCGAGGGCAACAUGCCAGGAAACCGCCUCUACCUGCACCCCGACUCGCCCAACACGGGAGCCCACUGGAUGCGGCAGGAGGUUUCCUUUGGGAAGCUGAAGCUCACCAACAACAAGGGCGCAGCCAACAACGUGGGCCAGAUGAUCGUGCUGCAGUCGCUGCACAAGUACCAGCCGCGGCUGCAUGUGACGGAGGUGAAGGAGGGCGAGGGCGAGGAGACGCACCCCUCCCCGCACACCCACACCUUCGCCUUCCCCGAGACCCAGUUCAUCGCCGUCACAGCCUACCAGAACGCCGACAUCACCCAGCUGAAGAUCGACCACAACCCCUUCGCCAAAGGCUUCCGCGACAACUUUGACUCGAUGUACACGGCGUCGGAGGGCGACCGCCUCACCCCAUCCCCGCCGGACGGUGCCGGGUGCCAGCAGCUCCUGCCAGCCCCCUGCUUCCAGCCCUUCCUGCCCGAGCAGUACUCGCUGCCCGCCCCCGGCCGCUUCUUCGCGGGGGCAGAGCGGGGGGCUCCGCUGCCCCUGCCCCCCAAGGACCCCCCGCGCUGGUACUUCACCCCUCAGCAGCCCCCCGCCCCCGGGGCGCUGGAGUACGGUGGCUACGAGGUGGGGUACGGGGGGGGCAAACUGGUGCCCUAUGGGGUGAAACCCUUCGCCCCCCACCCCUCCCUGCCCUACUACCCCGAGGGCCCGGGGGGGUUCGGGGGGGGCUGGAGCCCCGGGCAGUUCGGCCCCAAGGGCAGCGCCGGGGCACUGGGCUGGUACCGGGAGCCCCGGGAGGAGAAGGGGAAGGAGGCGGAGGGCUGGGCCCCCCCCGAACCCCCCCCCACGCUUUCGGGGGACUCCUCGGACUCGGGGCUGUACGAGUGCAAGCGGCGGCGGGUGUCCCCGUACCCCUCCAGCGCCGAGAGCUCGCCCCCGCCCCGAAACGGGGACAUCUACGACAAGGACCUGGGCGCUGAUGGCGGCUACUACGGCUUCUACGGCAACUGAGCUGCACUGGGGGGCUCAGACACCCCCCCCCGGCACCCCGAGGCAAUGGGAGCUGGUCCUGUGUGUGCCCCCACCCAUUUAACACCCUUAUCCUGGGAAGACUUGAGUGGACGGGGGGGCUGCAGCCAGACAAUCAGCCCCCGGAGCCACCCCAGUGGGGCCACAGGGGUGACUGGGAAGGGAUGGGGGCGGGGAUAGAGCAUUUUUUUGUCAUCAGUGGUUUUUAAGGGGUGGGGGGGUUAACACUGAAGUAUUUAUUGAGCCCCCCCCGUGCCUGGCGUGGGGCUGGGGGCAGCAGCAUAUCUUGCAAUAAAAGGGACACUGUGGG
Molecule: messenger RNA, 6239 nt
Organism: Columba livia (rock pigeon)
Lineage: Eukaryota; Metazoa; Chordata; Aves; Columbiformes; Columbidae
Gene: TBX21
Product: T-box transcription factor 21
Exons: 6
Coding region: 4685-5911 (408 amino acids)
Biological process (GO): lymphocyte migration; positive regulation of DNA-templated transcription; cell fate specification
Cellular component (GO): nucleus
Molecular function (GO): DNA-binding transcription factor activity, RNA polymerase II-specific; RNA polymerase II cis-regulatory region sequence-specific DNA binding
Source: RefSeq, a predicted model, not a curated record